Molecule: messenger RNA, 1512 nt
Organism: Papaver somniferum (opium poppy)
Lineage: Eukaryota; Viridiplantae; Streptophyta; Magnoliopsida; Ranunculales; Papaveraceae
Product: flavin-containing monooxygenase FMO GS-OX-like 4
Exons: 6
Coding region: 29-1390 (453 amino acids)
Molecular function (GO): flavin adenine dinucleotide binding; NADP binding; N,N-dimethylaniline monooxygenase activity
Source: RefSeq, a predicted model, not a curated record
UCAAAGCUUUCGUAAUCCUUUCCCUCCAAUGAAGUCAUCAAAUCUUAUGUCAAGUAAGAAGGUAGGUGUGAUUGGUGCUGGUGCAUCUGGGCUGGUUGCAUCUCGUGAGUUGCGCAGAGAAGGUCAUGUCCCAGUUGUCUUUGAGCGCAAUAACAAUGUGGGAGGGACAUGGAUUUACAACCCUGAAGUCGAAUCAGAUCCAUUGGGAGUAGACCCAUCUCGAACUAUUGUCCAGAGUAGUGUCUAUGACUCUCUCAGAACAAAUCUCCCAAGAGAAUCCAUGGGGUUUCGGGAUUACCCAUUUGUUGUAGUAGAAGAAAUGAUGAUGAUCAAAGAUGAGAAAAAAGAGACUAGUAGUAGAACAGGGGAUAAUAGAAGGUUUCCUGGUCACAGGGAAGUAUUAAAUUAUUUGCAAGAUUUUGCUAAUCAUUUUGAACUCAUUGAAUUGAUUCGGUUCGAAACCGAGGUAAUUCAUGUCAGCUUAUUGGAUGACCAGGAGGGGGAGAAAGAGAGGAAAUGGGCAGUAAAAUAUAAGAUAAGAUCAUCAUCAUCACCACCUACUUUUGUUGUGGAUGAGGAGGUAUUUGAUGCUGUAGUUGUUUGCAAUGGCCAUUACACUGAGCCACUUAUUGCAGAAAUUCCAGGAAUUGAUACAUGGCCAGGAAAGCAAAUUCAUAGCCAUAAUUACAGGGUUCCCGACCCCUUCCGUGAUCAAGUUGUGCUUUUGGUAGGAAAUUCUUCCAGCGGUGAGGACUUAUCCAGGGACAUUGCAGGGGUUGUCAAAAAGAAUGCCCUCGGGGAUGACACAAUUGUCUUCCAAGAUGGAAGCUCAGUUUUGGUCGAUGUCAUUCUACACUGCACAGGGUACAAGUAUACUUUUCCUUUUCUGGAGAUAAAUAAUACUGUGACUGUGGAUGACAACCGAGUGGGACCUUUAUAUAAACAUGUUUUCUCGCCAUUAUUGGCUCCAGGGCUUUCGUUUAUUGGGUUAAUUUGGAAGGGUAUUCCAUAUCCUAUCUUUGAAUUACAAAGCAGGUGGGUUGCGGGUGUUUUAUCCGGUAGGAUUUUGCUUCCAUCUCAAGAAGUGAUGAUGCUGGAAGUUGAAGACUUUUAUUUGAAACUGGAAGCUGCCGGUGUGCCAAAACGUUAUACUCAUAACACAUUCGACUAUCAGUUUGAGUACAGUGAUUGGCUUGCUGGAGAAUGUGGAUUUCCACUUUCAGAGGAAUGGAGAAAACAAAUGUUCGAGGCAGUUGUCAAGAAAAGAAUAACCCACUUAGAAGCUUAUCGCGAUGAAUGGGAAGAUUACAACCAUUUGAUAAUGCAAGCACAUGAAGACUUCCGCAACUAUGUCCAGAUUAAGUUAGCAGACAAUGAACAACUUCUGUAAAAGAUCUUUAAUGAUUGUACCAACCGCAAAUCGAACCCAGGUAUGUGUACCACGGCAGGGUACUAAUCUACAGUUUAUUGCGGUUUCUGUAGGAGUUAUGGUGAAAAAAGCAAUCACUUUAA